AAGCAACAACAGCAUUAUAACGAAAGAAGUUCACUCGAAUUCAGAAUAUUGUUUAUACCGUUUUGAGUUUUUGUUGCGUUGGCAUCACAUAUUCUCAUAGCAUAAACAAAGUGAAAUUUUCAGUUGUCAAACAAACAUCGCCAAAAAUGGACGGACUGAUUAAGUUUUUCACCGUCGAAGCCGGAAUUUUCGUACGGCAUUUGAGAUAUUUUCGUGACAUCGAAAGUGUUCGCAUCAAUCAGCAGAUUGUUGAUUUGUUGCGUGAAGCGGCAUCAAAUAUUGAGGAACUAUUGAAAAAUACGCAGAAAAUUGAAAUGACCGAUCAAGAUGUGGUAGAUUUAAUUUUCGACUUUGAUGAACGACAAUACAGUUUGCGAAGAUAUUUGGAGUGUCGAUCUUGUUGUGAAUUGAUUACAUUGUCAACGAAGGAUUUUGCGGCGCAUUCCGAGUGUAAGCAUCAAAGUAUCUCAGCAAAUGAAACAUACAGUUUAUUCUCGCCAAAUAUUAGUGGCUCAGAUACAGAAAACAAAAUGGCGUCGUCGACGACCGAUUCCCAUUGUGAAGUCGACUUCAAUGAAAACUAUGUGACAAAGUGUUCUAGCCAAAGUGAUGACAACGAUCAUCAUCCGAAGUACUCCGAUGUCAUAAGUAAUAACAUUUCUGGUGGAGAUUCAUCACGUAACACAAGCCCAAUCACAACUCACAGCAGUGACGAUCUAUCUGAAUCUCAAGCCAGAGACAUUUCAGUGGAUUCUGGCUAUGGAACAUCUUAUUUGGUGAAAAUUCGCGGAUUACCAUGGACGGCCACCAAAAAAGAUUUACGUGAUUUUUUCGCAAAAGUGCACAUUAUGAAUGGUUUGGAUGGCAUUCAUUUUAUAGCUGACGAUGAAAAUAACUAUGGUGUCGCAUACAUUCAAUUGCCAACCAGAAAGGACUAUGAGCUAGCUCGAAAAUUUGAUCGAAAAAAAUUGAACGAACGAUACAUUGAAGUGUUGGAUGCAUCCUCGUCAGAUUUUACCGUAUUAAGUGAUUUACAAAGAAGAACAUCUAAUGAUAAUGUACUGCGUCUUGAAGGAUUGCCUUGGAAUUCCAAAGAAAACGAAAUUCGUCAAUUUUUUCAUGGUUUAAGUCUCGACGACAUUGGUUUGGUUUUAGAUCCAGCGAAUGAUCACACAUUAGAAGCUUUUGUACGAUUUUCCACAAGCGAUGACUUUGAUCUCGCAUUGAAACGGAACUGGGAAAUCAUGGGCAACAGGCAUGUGAAAAUCUUUCGCAGCUCCAUUGUGCAGAUGAAGUUACAAAUAAAUAGUGAUGGCCGGGCAGAAGGUUCCAAGGCGGCGACCAAACAGUUGAGUCCAUUACACGAGGGACCAUUGGUCUCGUUACCAAUUGAAAAACUUAUGGAAAAAACAACAAAAAGUGAAUGGCAAAAAGUUGGUUCUCGACGAUCAAAAACUGACACAAAAAAGACGAGCCACAUAUUUUACAUGGUGUUGGCUCGCGGUUUUCAAUGGAAAGUCACAAAAAAAGAUGUUAUGGAUUUUUUCAAAGGCAUCAACAUUUUGAAUGGUGAAAACGGCAUUAACAUCAUGAAAAAUACAGCAAUGGAAGCCUAUGUGGAAUUGGUAUCAAAAUCAGAUGUUAAGAAAGCACUGGCACUGAACAGUAAACGCGUUGAUUGUCGAACCGUUCACGUCACCGAAAUUGAUUCAAAGGAAUAUUCACGGGUGGCAUCGUGCAUCUCGAAAACAAACGACAGUAACGUGGUACAAAUCAGGGGCCUUCCAUGGUCUGUUGAUAAAACAUACAUCAUGAAACUAUUUCCAACCAUAAAAAUUCCAAAAAAUCAUAUUCAAAUUGAAGUCGAUGAAAAUAACCGACGCACUGGAUAUGCUUUUAUUGAAUUUGACACGUCUGAAGAAUACGAAAUGGCCUUUAAAACGGACUUCAAGCCCAUCAACCAAUACAUCAAACUAUUCAAAGCAACCAAGGAGCAGUACAUGCGAACCAUCACUUCAAACAAAUUAGUAAAUAAAUCAGAUUAGAAAUAAGAAACCAAUGUCAUAGCAAAUGUAUGAAAUGAAAGAAAAACAAAACAUCGAACAGGACAUCUAGCCGGCUGAAUGAGAUAAAAAUACAAUCUUUUUCCUAAUGCAUCUGAAUUAAAUGAAUUUGAAAAUAAAAAUCCAUAUUGAAUGAAAUAACAAACAAACAAAUGUGCUUGUCCCUCAUAACAUACUUGAAACACAUAUUUAGUUAAGCAAAACCAUUGUAAUUUGGAGUGAAGAAAAAGAAGUUUCAUAAGAAAAUUAAAAACAAA
Molecule: messenger RNA, 2320 nt
Organism: Contarinia nasturtii (swede midge)
Lineage: Eukaryota; Metazoa; Arthropoda; Insecta; Diptera; Cecidomyiidae
Exons: 13
Coding region: 147-2045 (632 amino acids)
Biological process (GO): regulation of RNA splicing
Cellular component (GO): nucleoplasm; ribonucleoprotein complex
Molecular function (GO): RNA binding
Source: RefSeq, a predicted model, not a curated record